Messenger RNA from Cokeromyces recurvatus, 2083 nucleotides. RefSeq lists its product as uncharacterized. Gene Ontology annotation, biological process: regulation of Golgi organization. NCBI's taxonomy places the organism in Eukaryota, Fungi, Mucoromycota, Mucoromycetes, Mucorales, Mucoraceae. The record is from RefSeq and is a predicted model, not a curated record. The transcript is spliced from 11 exons. Bases 23 to 1969 code for a protein of 648 amino acids. Gene Ontology annotation, cellular component: cytosol.
AGUGCUUUUAGGUGAACAUUCUAUGAACAAGAAACCAGAGUUUAAGGAGAAAUUUGUUGAAAUUAGUGAAGAAGUAUUCAAAGGAGCGACAAUUACUAUUAAUUCAUCUACUUCAAGUCUAUUUUGGGACGAUUACCUCAUCUUACCUCCCAAUCUUAAAUGCAUUACUAGAAUAAUUCAAAGCAAAUCAGAAGAAAGUCUAUUAGAUAUUCGACAGAAUUUGAAACAGCUUUUUAUCGCUUGUUUAAAUCAACUCGAUCUUUCAGAUGAGUGCUCUAAAAAUGAGCAAACACGUCAACUAAACGCUAUUGCCAUCUUAACUGUCCUCAUUCGCAACUUGUUUUCAAAAAGACGUUUAACACACUUUAACAUUAUUUCAAUUUUAACUGGUCUUGACGAAGCUGAUGUGUUGUUUUCUAAGCUUAUUAAAGCAGUCCAAAAACUUAUCCAAAAUCCCUCAAUACGGUCAAGUGCGUUACAGCUUGCUUUAGUACUUUCUGCAGGAAAUGAUAACAUCAAUCAAAAUGGCUUAAAUAGCUAUUUUAUGAUGAAUGAUAUAUCUUCCAGUUUAUUUAAUGUACUAACAAUGAACGAAAUAAACGAAAACGAUUGUCGUGAUGUUAUCAUGUUAAUUGGUAUGCUUUCGAAUUAUAACAAAUAUGAAUUCAAAAACCCUUAUUUAUCUUAUAUCAGAAAGUUAAAGCAAGAAAAGGCAUUUGAGAACAUUAUUCAAAUGUACACAGCGUUGUUUAUUAGUCUAAGGAAUCGAUAUAUAGAAAUUAAUAACGAUGAAGACACUUUUUCAAAAACAUUGGUUACCUAUAUGUCGAAAUGGUUUUUCUCUUAUGCGUCCGCUGUUCCAUCUGAGACCGAGAAUAGUCAAUCAUUUUCUACUUUACCCUCCGCACAGAUAGCCUUAAUUCUGCCUCUCUUCGAUUUGAUCAAUGUGAAUAGCUAUUUUAUAAGCACCCUGACUAAAACGUGUACAAAAAUAGACAUGGACAGAAAUAACCAACAAGAAAAUAACCGAGGAGAAGAGUCUUUCACUUUUUUAUCUUCUCUCUUAUCAUUUGCUUCUUAUUUGUUUGAAAAUAAUCGUAAUGAAAGAACCCAUCUUUAUUCAAGACUUCUUUUGACUAUCAUUUUGAGACUAACUGAAGAAAAUACCAUCAUGGAUUACAUAGCAAAAGAAAGUACAAAUGCAGUUGUUCGAUUGUGUCGACAAAGAUCGCCACAGCUGCCAUUUAUCAAAACAAAAAGAUCGAUGUUUAGUGUUAUCUUGGAUGACAUGUUGAUAUUUAUAAGACAUAAUAUUCGAAAAAAACUCGAAUUAUCUUCAUACAAACUUGCUUUGUCCGUCAUUCAUCGUAUACUAUGCUUUUUAAAUAAGCAUAAAAUUAGAUUAGAAUAUCAUUGGAUUGAAUUAUGGCCAACGUUGGCUUCAACAUUACAUUUUACUAUACUUCAUUUAGAUAUCAUUAAAGACAGGGAAGGAUUCAACACGUAUAUCUCAACACUUAUCAGUGUAUUUAACAUGUGUGUGACCCAUGGAGAAAGAUUUUUGACAGAUACCAAAAGUUAUGAUAGCUUAUAUUAUGAAAUCAUUCGAGCGACAGAAGAUUUUUUGAAGUUAUCUGAAUACGUGAAUGAUUCAAUAACUAUGCCUAAUAACGAAAGAGCUACACCAUCCAUUACAUUAAACGAAUUUCAUAAUAUUAAAUUGAUUUGUAAACACUUUAAGCCUGCUUUAGAUGAAUGGCAAACAAUUAAAAAUAUUAAAUUCCCUACACCGGAACAAGUAAUGUCUGUUAUCAAUGAAAACUAUGCUACAUUAGAAUUAAAGCCAAUGGAUAAAUUAGACUCAUAUAUAGUAUUUAAUGAAAUACCUAUGGAAAUGGGAUUUUUCCGCCAAAUAGUACGAAUGGCUGUUACUGAUUAUUUAGAAUAUUAUACGUUAAGUAUGUCUUAAUAAACAAGUUAUAUAUAAAUAUAAGUGUAUAUAAGUGUAUAUAUUUUAUUAAAUAAGAGGGUAUGCAUCUAUAAAUUAGAAUUAAGUUUCUUUUCUUUUUCUUUUUUUUUUUUU